Messenger RNA from Penicillium brasilianum, 1187 nucleotides. Lineage: Eukaryota; Fungi; Ascomycota; Eurotiomycetes; Eurotiales; Aspergillaceae. The record is from the annotation of a GenBank genome assembly.
CUUGUCACUUGCAUCUCUCAUGCUACGCAUCCUUCUUCGCAACCGUAGCUCAGAUCCUCUCUGUGCAAGUUUUGUGGAUUUCCCAACUCUAUCACGCCGUUGGUUCAGCACUCACAAUUCAAAAAUGGGCGAGACCGUGAGAAUGGGUGACCGGCCAACCCCCGUCCCGCUGCCCAAUGCAGAGCAAUUCUUCCUAGACAGCGAUCAGGGUCACAAGUACCUGAUACAACUAUCUUGGCCUCUACAUUGGCUGGAUAAUCGGACGUCGGACCGCGGGCCCCUUCCCAUCAUCUACGUCGUCGACGGAAACGCAUUGUUCCUAACCGCAACGGAAGUGGCUUGGCGCCGUGCAGCUUCAUCCCACUUUGCCGGCGGUGGCCUCAUCGUCGCCAUUGGAUACCCCGUGGCUGGCAAGCUGUACGAUGCUAAGCGCCGAAGUCUUGACCUGACACCGCCAACCGAAAGUCCGAUCCCGGGCGCUGGUGGUGCGGAUGUCUUUCUCGAUUUCAUCGAAAAGUCCGUUCGACCCGCUGUGAAGGCCCGGUUUCCUAGGAUAAUCAUUUCUCGUGAAGCGCUGUACGGUCACUCGUACGGGGGAUUAUUUGCCCUGCACGCCCUUUUCACGCGCCCCACCUCGUUCGACUGUUACAUUGCUAGCAGUCCGUCGAUAUGGUGGAAUAGGCGAUGUAUUUUACACUCGGCCCAAGCCUUCUUAGACAAUGACAAGGCUUCGGAUGAGAAGUUACCGUCGCUAGUCGUUUCUUGGGGGUCUUGUGAGCAGAAUCCACCUCAGUGGAAUGAUGAGCCUCUGGAUCAUUACGAGGGGCGGAAGCAAAUUGCCUCAGAGUUGCGAAUGGCAGAUAAUGCGAGGGACCUUGUUAACAUGAUGGGUGGAUGCAACCGACUACGCACAGUGCGGGCGAAGGAGUAUGAGGGAGAAGAACACACAAGUGUCAUGGCCUGCUCAAUCAGCCGGGGCUUGACUACGUUCUUUGAGGAUUGGCCUCUCAGCCAGUCUUGAUUGAGAGGUUUUGAACAUUUUAUUAUCUCCAAUUCCAAUGUCAGAGAUUGAGACUAGAGUAGAUAGUCAAUGAGGUUGAUGAGAAUUAUCAUUCCAGACUAAGAAUAUGAAUGUCUGCAGUGGUGUUGGAAUCCGACCGGUGAACUGUACAUCAGUCGGUAUUACG